CAAUCUUAGGUAUGACAACAUUUCACACAUUCUCUGUACCUCUCAUCUUUCAUGUUGUACUCUUUUGUUCCAUUCUAUCAAUAGUAGCAUCAGAAAGACCCGAAGCCGAAGCUCUUCUAAAAUGGAAGAGCAGCCUGUCCCCAUCUUAUUCCCUAAGAAAUUGGUCACUUUCCAACCUCAAAAACCUAUGCAACUGGACAGGCAUAAUCUGCAACGGAUCGGGAAGUGUUUCCGGGAUCGACCUUCCAAAUGCAGGCCUUUCAGGUGUUCUUGAUCACCUCAAUUUCACUUCUUUUCCCAGCCUCACCAGUUUCAACAUCAAUGGGAACAGCUUGAGUGGGUCAAUUCCUCCCAGUGUUGGUGAUCUCUCCAAGCUGAGACUCCUGGAUUUGAGCAACAAUGUUUUGAGUGGCAUGAUCCCACCCCAGAUUGGGGAAUUGAGGGAGCUUAGGUAUGUAAGCUUCUAUAACAACAAUUUUAUUGGUUUGAUUCCUAUCCAAAUAGGCAAUCUUCAGAAGUUAAGGUUGUUGGACCUUGGAUCAAAUCUUCUUGAGGCUCCUAACUGGUCGAAAAUCCGGGAUUUCCCUCGACUCACACACCUCAGCUUGAAUUGGAAUGAACUCAGAUCAGGUUUUCCUGAUUUCAUACUGGGCUGCAGGGGCCUGGUUUUUCUUGAUUUGUCAGAAAACCACUUCAAUGGUUCCAUUCCAGAACCAGUAUUUACCUCUUUGAACAAGCUUGAGUAUCUCAAUCUCACUGAAAAUCAGUUUUCAGGGCCUUUGUCUCCAAACUUCACCAAACUGUCAAACCUUAAAGAUCUUAGGUUAGGAAUAAACCACUUCUCUGGCUCCAUUCCUCAUCAUAUCGGUUCGUUACCCGCUCUUCGAGUUCUUGAAUUGCAUAACAAUUCAUUCCAAGGGAUGAUCCCAUCUUCCAUAGGCAAACUCAAGGGCCUUCAGCACUUGAAUCUCGAAGAGAAUCGACUCAACUCUAGUAUUCCUCCAGAGCUUGGCCUUUGCACUAACCUCACCUUUUUAGGUUUGGCUUUAAAUUCCUUAACUGGAGACCUCCCUUCAUCCUUGUCCUUUUUGACCAAGUUAACAGACUUAGGCCUAUCAGCCAAUUUUCUUUCUGGGGAAAUAGCACCAUAUUUGGUCUCCAAUUGGACUAAGUUAACAUCAUUGCAACUUUUCAACAACUCCUUCACUGGGAGGAUUCCUUAUGAAAUUGGGCUACUGACAAAUCUUGAAAUUCUCUUCCUGUACCAAAAUCAGUUCACAGGCACCAUUCCUCCUCAGAUAGGAAAGCUGAGGCAUUUGGACUCACUCGACCUUUCGCAAAAUCAUCUUUCUGGUCCAAUACCUCCCGCGAUUGGAAACCUCACAAAUCUCACUUGGCUAAGUGUUUUUGCCAACAAUCUCACUGGAACAAUCCCACCUGAGAUUGGGAAUCUAAAAUCACUCACUUUUCUUGAUCUGAGCUGUAACCACUUGAGUGGUGAGCUUCCCUACACCAUUUCUGAGCUUGGUAAUCUGCAAACUCUUUCUUUGUUUACCAAUGAUUUUGUGGGGGAGAUACCAAGGGACUUGGGUCUAAAUAGCCCUUAUUUGGCCAAUGUUAGCUUCUCUAAUAACAGCUUCUCUGGAGAACUACCUCCUGGAUUAUGCAGUGGCUAUCUUCUUGAGGAGCUGACAGUAAAUGGGAACCGCUUCUCCGGGGAGCUGCCAGAUUGCUUGAAGAACUGCAGAAAUCUAAGUAGAAUACGCCUUGAAGAAAACGAGUUCACUGGAAACAUUUCCGAGGCGUUUGGAGUCCACCCUGGUCUUCGUUUUGUUUUCGUUAGUAAGAAUCAGUUCACAGGCCAACUCUCGCCUCGCUGGGGCCAAUAUACACAGCUUAUGGCUCUGAGAAUGGAUGGUAAUAAAGUUUCUGGUUCGAUCCCGAGUGAGCUUGGGAAGUUGGCACAGCUUCAUGUCCUUAACUUAGAUGGAAAUGAAUUGAGUGGUGAAAUUCCUGCAGAACUGGGAAAUCUAGGCCUGCUGUUAAAUCUCAGCUUGAGCAAUAAUGGUCUGGUGGGGGAGAUUCCUAAGAGUUUUGGGAACUUAAGCCUGCUCCAAUAUCUUGAUCUUUCAGCAAACAAGCUUAAUGGAGAAGUGCCUGGAGAGCUUUGCAAGUGCAAGAACUUAUUGAGCUUGAAUCUGAGGAACAACUCGUUAUCAGGCUAUAUUCCCUCUGAACUUGGCAACAUAUUUGGGCUAAGCAUCCUUUUGGACCUUAGCAGCAAUUCACUUUCAGGGAUGAUCCCACAAAACCUGGGAAAACUUAUCACCUUGGAGAAUCUGAACCUAUCCCAUAACAAGCUCUCGGGCGAAAUUCCUCCUGCCUUAACCGGCAUGGUGAGCUUGCAGGUUAUGGAUUUUUCCUACAAUCAAUUGUGUGGACCGGUUCCUCGUGAUGGAAGAUUCCUAGGAGCAACAGCUGAAGCAUUUCUUGGAAACUCCGGUUUGUGUGGAAAUAUAGCAGGAUUGCCUCAAUGUAGGCUUAAUUCGAGUAAGGCAAAGAUCAAUAUAGGCAAGGCAAUCAUAGGUGUAAUUGUUUUAGCAAUCAGCCUAAUAGUAGCUGUAACUGCUGUUUGGUGUUAUGUGCUUAGAAGGAGAAAGAAGCAAGAGAUUGAAGAGGAAAGAUCGGGCGAUAAGUAUGAGACAUCAAUCUCUCUGAUAUGGAACCGAGAAGGGAAAUUCACAUUUAGGGAUAUAGUGAAAGCCACUGAAGAUUUCAGUGAGAAGUACUGCAUAGGAAGAGGAGGUUUUGGAAGUGUGUACCGAGCCGAUUUGCUUACAGGACAGGUUGUUGCAGUCAAAAGGCUCGACGUGUCUAACUCCACCGACGUUCCACUGACAAACCGGCAUGGUUUUGAGAACGAGGUCCGGACAUUGACAGAGGUACGCCACAGAAACAUCAUCAAACUCUAUGGCUACUGUUCCAGGAGCUGUUUCUUGUACCUGGUUUAUGAGUAUGUAGAGAAGGGCAGCUUGGGAAAAGUCCUGUAUGAUGAUAAAAUGGCAGUAGAAUUCGGGUGGGAUAUGCGGGUGAAAGUUGUGCAAGGAAUAGCUCAUGCACUUUCUUAUUUGCACCAUGACUGCUGUCCGCCUAUUGUGCAUCGCGAUAUAUCCCCGAAUAACGUUCUGCUCGAGUCAGAAUUUGUGCCGAGGCUCUCAGACUUUGGAACAGCAAAGCUGUUGGUUUCGGAUUCAUCGACUUGGACCUCGGUUGCUGGGGCAUAUGGAUAUAUGGCACCAGAGCUUGCAUUCACGAUGCGGGUAACGGAGAAAUCAGAUGUUUAUAGCUUCGGAGUGGUGGCACUGGAAGUUAUGAUGGGAAGGCAUCCUGGGGAGCUGCUGCUAUCUUCUUCUCCAGAAUUGUCUGCAAACACACCUUUGAGGGAUCUGCUUGACCCGAGACUUCUUCCUCCCACCGGAAAAUUUGCAGAUGAAGUCGUGUUUGUGAUGAGCAUGGCGUUGGCUUGCACGCGCACCACACCAGACUCACGGCCUACCAUGCGUUCCGUGGCACAACAACUAUCAGCUAGAACUAAGGUUUUGCUUGGAGAGCCACUGGAAACAAUAACAAUCAACACUUUGACAAAUUUCAAAAAGUUUUAGGCAAUUGGGCAAUUGUUAGUUUUUGGAGUAUUAGCUGUGUUUAUUAUCAAAAAGAAAUCUUUAUAAA
This is a messenger RNA of Ipomoea triloba (trilobed morning glory), 3729 nucleotides long. RefSeq names its product probable leucine-rich repeat receptor-like protein kinase At1g35710. Gene Ontology annotation, biological process: protein phosphorylation. The coding region runs from base 12 to 3662 and encodes 1216 amino acids. The transcript is spliced from 2 exons. The record is from RefSeq and is a predicted model, not a curated record. Gene Ontology annotation, molecular function: ATP binding; protein kinase activity; protein binding. NCBI's taxonomy places the organism in Eukaryota, Viridiplantae, Streptophyta, Magnoliopsida, Solanales, Convolvulaceae.